AUGAAACUUGUAUCUGGCUUAGCAACCAAGGUGAAGGCCAGCAACUUGACGAAAUUCUUUUCUGGUCAUAGAGACCAAAUUGGUGUGCGCUCAGUUCUCUGGCAAUGGCGUUUGGAGUUUACCGUCGUCCUCAUAUCAUGCGCGCUCCUGGGAGGCAUCUUCGGAGUUUUACAUCACAAUCGUGGCCAAGAAGUGGCAGGUUGGUCUUUAUCUGGGAUGAGCCUAAACACAUUGAUAGCUCUACUAUCAGCGUUGCUCAGAGCCCACAUUCUUACUAUUGUUGAAGAAGCCACCUCGACUUCAUCGAUCAAGCCAGCAGAGGGCUCUGGGGUUCAAUCAUACUUCCAGCUCGGCUCCGUACAUGGUUGUGCAGAAGUGAAACUGAUCCGAAGUUUCAGCUCUUACAUCUACGUUGGAUGCUUCAUCAUGGUACUAUCUCUAGGCAUUGGACCAUUCACGCAGCAGGCAUCCAGUACCCAACCUUGCAUCAAGACUGUCACCGGCGCUUCAGCCACAAUACCUUAUUCCUGGACCGGUCUUCAUGUAUUCAAAGGUGGAAAAAGUUAUGUUUCCCCCUGGAUGGUGGAUACGGGGUAUUCUGAGGCUAUUGUUCGUGCAUCUACAAACAGCAGCUCAGUGAGCUCGGCGUCACUGCUUCAGGGUUGUACUACAGGGAACUGUUCAUUUCCUGCCGUCCGUGGAGAUAUUGCCCUUUCGACGCAAGGCAUUUGUUCGCGGUGUAUUGACACUACGAGUUAUGUCAGAUCAGGCAACUCGACUGGGGUCAUACUACCUAAAGAAGCGGGCUCCCUAUACGUUGGAACUGUUGGAUGGACGUCGAACACCAUCGAAUCAAAGGUUUCGGAUGACCUGGAAUGGGCGCGAGCCGAUUUUGAUGACGAUUUACGAGACACUUUCGAAGUAUCCAUUCUCAACUACACGUUUCUGGGCUUGACAUCAGAUGGUUGUCAAUUUGAAAAUAGAACUACAGCGAUUAAGAAUUGUAUUCGGCCCCCUGCCAUCAAGGAAUAUUCGAUACGAGGCUUUAACGUCUACUCGGCAGCUUGCACGUUUUACUUUUGCACGAGGCAUCAUAAAGUUGACGUGAGAAGUGGUGUAUUAACUGAAACGCUCAUCACCGACACUCCUGGGUUUUUUCAACCUGUCGGCACCCCCCGGUUCGGAAGAAAUCACGUCUGGAAGCCAGUUUGUGACGUUGACUCUCAAACUUUGGAUCUCACAUCAGCAAGGACCAUAUCUGUUGGCAACGAGUCAGUUCAGGUUGAGUUGCGUGGACCAGGAACCGAAAAGGUGGAUAUUCCUUGGACCGCAAAUUGCACUGCAUACGUAGGCAACAUGGCAAAGGCCGCCAUUAGGACCGCAUUAUUUCUUAUUGAAGGCGAUUGCCGAUAUUCGUUCAAGGUCGAAAAUCUUGAUACUUUGUCAGAACGGGUCGACUUCCUUCGAUGCGAUCCGUGGAAUAUUUAUGGCCUGUUGAGCGGCGGCCUUGCGUCGUUUUCUACAACUUCCGAGACCAUGAGCAGAAUCGCUACUUCAAUCAGCGACCGUAUGCGUGAAAAAUCAGCCAAGAAUAAUUUCAGGGCCGAUGCUCUCUCAGGACCUGAAGCUGAUCAGCAAGGCGGUUACAUCAAAGGCGAUGUGCAAUAUACUACAAUCUGUACAAGAUUCCAAUGGCGCUGGCUUCUUGGUCCUGCUUUACUUCUGCUUAUGGCAAUUGGAUUCUUUAUUCAUGCUGUAACUCGAUCCGUCAUUCGACGCGGUCACGAACCGCUUUGGAAGAGCUCUAUACUCCCUGCCCUGUAUUUCAAUCCAAAUCCUCAAGGUCAAGGGAGCAAACACAAGUUAUCGGAACUUGAGAAGGGGGCAAAGGGUAAGUUUGUCGCCUUAUCCAUAACGAGUGAGGGCAAAUGGGAACUAGUAGAUGAUUUAGACGAAGUGAGUGGAAGUGGCCAAUCCGACCAGAGCAAUGAGGAUGAGGUAGCCCUUAUGGACUUGCCACCACCUAGAGCACAAGAAGGGGAUGAUGCAAGCAGAUAA
Clonostachys byssicola is the source of this 2058-nucleotide messenger RNA. Lineage: Eukaryota; Fungi; Ascomycota; Sordariomycetes; Hypocreales; Bionectriaceae. The record is from the annotation of a GenBank genome assembly.